Molecule: messenger RNA, 1767 nt
Organism: Aspergillus welwitschiae
Lineage: Eukaryota; Fungi; Ascomycota; Eurotiomycetes; Eurotiales; Aspergillaceae
Product: putative extracellular lipase
Exons: 5
Coding region: 1-1767 (588 amino acids)
Source: RefSeq, a predicted model, not a curated record
AUGCUGAAUGCACGCUCCAUUGCUCUGGCCUCGCUGCCAGUCCUUCUCCUACUAUUUGCCCAGCAACUUGCCUCCCACCCAACCGAGCAGAUUCAAGCCAUUCUCGCUCCGUGGGUCCCGGCCGCACUACAAGAUGUCGUGCUCUAUAAUCGACCUCGCGUCAUAAUCCCCCAGGGCACUGUCGUCGGCACGACCUUGACAGACACGCUCAAGUCCCCUGUAGAUGCUUUCCGAGGAAUUCCAUACGCAUUGCCUCCAACUGGGGAUAGACGGUUUCGCCGUGCGGAGGCUGUCCAUGCGACGGACGAGGUUAUCGAUGCUAGUGAAUUCGGCCCAAGGUGCCCUGGAAAGCAGCUCUUGAAUCCAAAUGACAUAGGUGGUGAUGAAGACUGUCUCACAGUCAAUGUCUUCCGGCCUCAUGGCGCUCAGGGAAAACUCCCUGUCGCUGUAUACGUGCACGGCGGAGCCUACAACCGCGGCACUGCCUCCGGACACAACACGGCCUCGAUGGUCGGCUGGUCGGACGAGCCCUUCGUUGCAGUCAGCUUCAACUACCGCAUCGGCGCCCUGGGCUUCCUUCCAUCCACCCUAACCGCCAAAGAAGGAAUCCUCAACCUAGGCCUCCAUGACCAGAUCCUCCUGCUGCAAUGGGUCCAAGAAAACAUCGCACAUUUUAACGGCGACCCAACCCAAGUCACUCUAAUCGGCCUCUCCGCCGGCGCGCACUCCAUAGCCCACCACAUCAUGAACUACAACCCACCAAACACCCCCCUCUUUCACCGCGCCAUCAUUGAAUCCGGCGCCGCCACCUCCCGCGCCGUCCAUCACUACAACGCCUCCCUCCACGAAUCCCAAUUCACAGACUUCAUCACUGAAACGGGCUGCACUAACCUCCCUGACUCCGCCAUAUUGCCCUGUCUCCGCGCCCUCCCAUCCUCAGCCAUUACCACCGCCUCCAUCUCCGUCUUCGACAAAUACAACCCCUCCAUCCGCUGGGCCUUCCAGCCCGUCAUCGACCACGAGAUCAUCCACCGCCGGCCCAUCGAUGCCUGGCGCUCAGGAAAGUGGAAUAGGAUGCCUAUCCUAACGGGAUUUAACUCGAACGAGGGGACAUACUACGUCCCUCGCAACCUCUCCCUCUCCGAGGAUUUCACUUCGUUCUUCCGAACCCUCCUCCCCGCGUACCCCGAGAGCGAUAUCCAGACCAUAGAUGAGAUCUACCCCGAUCCAAAUGUAUAUGCUACGGCGUCGCCAUACCUCGAGACAAGGCCGAUCCCGAAUUUAGGAAGGCAGUUUAAGCGGCUGGAGGCGGCGUAUGGGCAUUAUGCGUAUGCGUGUCCGGUACGGCAGACGGCGGGGUUUGUUGCCAAUGAUAAUGAUGGUGACGAGCCGGUGUUUUUAUAUCGCUGGGCGUUGAAUAAAACUGUUAUUGGGGGCGCGAACCAUGGUGAUCAGAUGGAGUAUGAGACGUUUAAUCCUGCGGUUAGGGAUAUUUCGGAGGCUCAGAGGGAGGUUGCGGGGUUGUUCCAUGCGUAUGUGACUUCGUUUGUGGUGCAUGGGGAUCCGAAUAUUCUGGGGGGUAGGUAUGAGGGGAGGGAGGUUUGGAAGAGGUAUAGUGGGGAGGGAGGUGAGGUGAUGGUGUUUGGAGAGGGGAAUGAUGAACGUGCUGGGGGGGAUGGAGUUGGGGUUGCGGCGAGGUUGAAGAGGGAUGAGUGGGGGGUGAGGGAGUGUGGAUUUUGGUCGGGGAGGAGUGGGAUUUCCGAGUGA